Glycine soja is the source of this 1751-nucleotide messenger RNA. Its product is annotated as probable transcription factor PosF21. Gene Ontology annotation, cellular component: nucleus. Gene Ontology annotation, biological process: regulation of DNA-templated transcription. NCBI's taxonomy places the organism in Eukaryota, Viridiplantae, Streptophyta, Magnoliopsida, Fabales, Fabaceae. Bases 19 to 1221 code for a protein of 400 amino acids. Gene Ontology annotation, molecular function: DNA-binding transcription factor activity. The transcript is spliced from 4 exons. The record is from RefSeq and is a predicted model, not a curated record.
AUUCAGUUACCUGAAUGAAUGAGAAAAGAGGAAAAGAGAGGAGCAUUGCAGAGGUGGGGAACCUGGAAUGGAAUCUCUGAUCCAUUUUGUGUGUUGAAUUUGAUUUUGUAUUGUUAUAGAUUACAGAUUUGGUGGGCAAUGGAUAGGGACAACAAAUCUCCUCCACCUUCUUCUCUUUAUGUGAAAUCAUCAUCUUCAUCCUUCAGCCACGACGACAUAAGCGCCAUGCCGGAGAAUCCACCCAAGAACAGAGGCCACAGGCGCGCCCAUUCCGAGAUUAUAACCCUACCGGACGACCUAUCCUUCGACGCUGAUCUCCUCCCCGACGACGACAACGACUUGCUCUCCCUCUACCUCCAAUUCGAUCAGCUCGAUUCCUCUUCUCUUCCUCCUCCUCCUCCUCCUCCUCCUCCUCACAACAACAUUAAUGAAAGGUCAACUAGGGUUAGACACCAACACAGCCACUCCAUGGAUGGCUCCAUCCACCCGGAGAUGCUGCUCUCCGCCGCCGCCUCCGCCGCCGAUGACGUCUCCGGUGGCAUCGACACCAAAAAGGCUAUGUCUGCUGACAAGCUUGCUGAGCUUGCCUUAGUUGAUCCCAAGCGGGCUAAGAGGAUAUGGGCAAAUAGACAGUCUGCUGCAAGAUCAAAAGAAAGGAAGAUGCGUUACAUUUCCGAGCUUGAAAGGAAAGUGCAGACAUUGCAAACUGAAGCAACAUCCUUGUCUGCACAAUUAACUCUUUUGCAGAGAGAUACACAUGGAAUGACUGCUGAGAACAGUGAGUUGAAGUUGCGAUUGCAAACCAUGGAGCAACAGGUCCACUUGCAAGAUGCAUUAAAUGAUGCAUUAAAAGAAGAAAUUCAGCAUUUGAAAGCACUGACUGGACAAGUUAUGCCGAAUGGAGGACCGGUUAAUUUUGCUUCAUUUGGUGGGGGGCAACAAUUCUAUCCCAACAAUCAGGCUAUGCACACUCUUUUAGCUGCACAAAAGUUUCAACAACUUCAAAUUCAUUCCCAAAAGCAGCAGCUGCAUCAACUUCAGCAGCAACAGCAAUUUCAGCAUCAACUUCAGCAGCAACAACAGUUUCACCAGCAGCAACAACAGCUGCAACUGCAACAACAGCUGCAGCAGCAGCAACAGCAACAACAACAGCAGCAGCAACAGCAACAACAAACAGCAGCAACAGGAACAGUAACAUCAACAAACGGGGGACAUGAAUAGGGAGGGGACACAGAUAGCACCUCAUCAAAUGUAAAUCCUUCUGCGGAAGAGGAUUUUAGAGACUACAAAUUGCUUUCUCUUCAUCACUUUUAAUUACCCUUUUGUUUAGAGUUUGUUUAGGUCACAGUCAUUAUAUUUCUUAUUCAUGAAACACUGCAGAUAGUCCUAGUUAGAGAUUGAGAAUUAUGCAUUGGAUCUUGGCUAUGCAAAAUUCUUUGCCACCUUUGGUUGUGGAUCUUGGCUAUGCAAAAUUCUUUGCCACCUUUGGUUGUGGAUCAGCGGGGCGGAUUUAUGUUUGUUAAGUCUUUCAAUUGCUUUCGCCUAUGGCUAUGCCUGCACAAGUGGUCUGUUUAGAUUCACAAUUUCCGCGGGAAUAGCUGUAUGUUCUCCUAAACUAGCAUCCCACCGAAAACACUUGGGUUGUCUGGCACUUAACAGAGGGGGUUCCAUUCAAGUUUCUUUUAGGUUGUUGAUGUUAAAUUUCUACAUUUGCUCUGACAAUUUUUAAAAUUAUUCUCAGAAAUUUUACA